AUGAAGAGUGUGUACAAACCUCGUGAAGUGCUGACACUAUUACUUACAGUGCUGUUUUUUCUGGUAACUCCAAGUAUUUCUGAAAAUCCAAACGGAUUACCCGACCGCACACCUGUUAUCAACACCCGUUACGGCCAAGUGCAAGGCUUGUACCAGACGGUACUCAACGGAGAAAAGAUAGCCACGUACUUUGGCAUCCCGUACGCCACGGCACCCGUCGCCAGUAACCGUUUAAGCCCCACCCGCGCCAGCACCCAAUGGCAACGGGUGCUGCAGGCCGACUCCCACGGGCCAGCCUGCCCGCAGGUCCCCCCCGCGGCCUACGCUCAUCUGCUGAGAAGGCAGAGCGAGAAUUGCCUGCACCUUAACCUCUAUGUGCCAGUUGGAGUGAAGGCAGCGCCGGUGCUGGUGGUGGUGCCCGGGGAGUCAUACGAGUGGGGGGCGGCAAGCCUGUACGACGCAUCGCUGCUGGCCGCGCGAGGACGCUUCUUGGUCGUCACCUUCAACUACAGGCUCGGCAUACUGGGUUUCCUGAACCCGUUACGCGAAGGUCAAAAGCACAACACGGUGGUGAACUACGGCCUGCUCGACCAGAUCGCCGCCCUCCAGUGGGUGCAGGAGAACAUUGCGCGAUUCGGCGGCGACCCAAACAACGUUACAGUCAUGGGCCGGGGCAGAGCGGCGGCCUGCAUAGCCUUCCUCGUCAUCUCCCCUGCCAAUGCAGCGAAGCUGUUCCAGCGAGCCAUUCUGAUGUCAGGCACGGCGCUGAGCCCGUGGUCGGUGGUGGCCAGUCCCAGGCACUUCGCUGAAGAGGUGGGACGGCAGCUCAACUGUGGCCUCACACAGCGAUCCUUCCGCCACGACCUUCUCUACAUGUGCCUCAGGAACAGGACUCUGGACCAGAUCCUGAAGGUUCAACUGGAAAGUCCGCAGUUCCUGAGCGCCCUGGGACCGACGAUCGACGGCGUGACCAUCCCCAGUGACUGGAAGCAGCGACUGGCCAAAAUUAGCGAAGAAGGCAGGUCUCCCGUAGACCUCCUGAUAGGCGUGGCAGAGGACGACGUGUACGACAUCUUCAACAGGGCGCAGUAUGUGAACGGCUUCCCGACAGACGUACGAGACAGGAUCUUCCGUACCUACGUCACAAAUACCUUCAACUACCAUCUUCAGGAAUUACUGCUCACCAUCACCGCUCACUACACUGACUGGGCCCACCCUGCCCACCCUCCCCUCACCACACGUCAGCUCACCAUGGAGGCUCUGCAAGAUUCAUCACUAGUCGCACCAUGCAUCACCACAGCCAUCAGACUGACUGCACCACACCGCACCACAUAUUUCUACGUCAUGGAGGCCACACUUGGUCCUGAGGUGCCACUACUGGAGAUGGCUCUGGUACUUGGUGCCCCGCUAGGCACGCCGUACCCCCUGGUCUCGCGUACCAAUUAUUCUCUGGACGAAAUGUCACUGAGCUCCGCCGUCAUCAGCUUCUGGAGCAACUUUAUCAGGACCGGCAAUCCGAACGACCCCGCGCUCGCUGAGCUCAGCAGAGAAGCGCCAGGGCGACCUCCUUACCGAACACCUCAAUGGGAACUCUUCGACCCUAUCAACCGGCGGUACCUGGAACUCGGUCUCCAGCGGGCUCGUCUGAGGUCUCACUACCGGUCCAGUCGGGUGGCGCUAUGGACAUGGCUUCUACCUGCUCUGGAGGGGGUUGGUGCCCGACACGGACCGGACUCCCCCUACCAUACCCUGCCGGACCAUCACCGACACGACACCUUCUCCGGUCCCACCAGACCGAGACCGCUGCUACCACCUACCACCAUGCCUACCACCUCGACAGUUCACCCUGGUCUCCUGGACGCUGAACUCCAAGGCUUGGACCCUCACGGGGUUGGGGUUGGAAGUAACCGCAGUAAACCAGGCGAAGGGGAGUGGCUGCAAGCGGCAACGGGUCCACAAUCCCCAAUGGACAAGCAUGAUCCCCAAGAAGGAGCAGGAGUUUUGUCCUAUUCCACGACUCUGAGUCUCACGGCUGCUCUAGGAGUCUCUCUUCUACUCCUAAACGCCCUCGUGCUCGCCACAGUUCACUGCAGAAAAGCAAAUAAUUCAGGGUCGAAGCGAUCGAAUGAAAACAGCGAUAGUGUUGGUAUGGCACUCUCAAUCCCGUCACCGUCUCAUUGCGGGACACUUCGGUCUUCUUCCACCUUGAGAUCAAUCGCACCUACAUCAUUUUCACCUCCAGACUGCGCAACCUAUUCACCUUCCCCCGAUUGUCCUCCUGAAUACACGACGUGCGGGAAACAAUCCACAUUCAUACAAGGAACUCCAAUCCACCUCUCACAUAUAACAGAACAAAACACCAUCUACCGACACGCUGCUUCACCUCCUCCUCCACCGACUGUACCACAAGCCGCUCCGCCACAAGAACUCCAGUACCAUGCUAACCAGACUGUACCAGACAUACAUACCUCCCCAUACCAACAACAACAGCAGCAACAGUUCAUACAGUCCCAAUACAUGCAGCAGCAAAGGGAAGAUCCUAACAAAAUGACCAUGAGAUUGGGUAACACGGGACAGCAGCUGCAACAACAGCAGCAACAGCAGUCGUCGCCGCAGCUCUCGAGCGCCGUCCAAUGUUAAUGAUGUCAUCUACGAGAAAAAUUACGGUCAUGUAAGCUCUACUUAAGCAAGAACCGACGGGCUAAUCUUGCAGACGAAGAGCUAACAGUUUUCUCGAGGACUAGCUCUCAUGCAAGCCACCUUACAACCGAUAGAGAACCUGAUUUUAAAUCUAUUGGAAGUAGAUAUAUAUUGGAAAAUGCUGUGAACGCGUGUAACUAAUAGGUGGCACGAGCAUGUCAAUGAAAAAAAGAAUCUGUGCAUUGAAGCUAUAAAAUCUUUAAAACUUAUACCUGUAAAGCCAA
Molecule: messenger RNA, 2924 nt
Organism: Hyalella azteca
Lineage: Eukaryota; Metazoa; Arthropoda; Malacostraca; Amphipoda; Hyalellidae
Product: neuroligin-4, Y-linked
Exons: 11
Coding region: 1-2640 (879 amino acids)
Biological process (GO): synaptic vesicle endocytosis; modulation of chemical synaptic transmission; neuron cell-cell adhesion
Cellular component (GO): postsynaptic membrane; synapse; cell surface
Molecular function (GO): neurexin family protein binding; signaling receptor activity
Source: RefSeq, a predicted model, not a curated record